Messenger RNA from Phytophthora nicotianae INRA-310, 705 nucleotides. RefSeq lists its product as hypothetical. The transcript has a single exon. The record is from RefSeq and is a predicted model, not a curated record. The coding region runs from base 1 to 705 and encodes 234 amino acids. NCBI's taxonomy places the organism in Eukaryota, Oomycota, Peronosporomycetes, Peronosporales, Peronosporaceae.
AUGGUCGCCCCGGAUAUCACGCCGACGAUCAAGGAGGAGGGGCCGUUGUCGACGGUCAAGGAGGAAGCAGCUCAGGGGGACACCAUCGAGCCUUCAAGUUUGCAACCCGAAUUGCCGUCGACCCGGCAGGUCCUUCCAGCAAGUGGCCCAAGUUCGCUUGGAACCCCGCCGUCACCGACAUCCCGAAUGACGGAUGUCAUUGACUUGACGGCGGAUGAAGAUCUGGACGAGCGUGUACCCCGGAAUUCCGAAGUGUCAUCCAGGAUAUACGUCGAGGAACAAGUCCGACGCUGGGAGCGUGAGCAGUCCGAGUACGUGUCAUCACCGACGGUGCGUUACGAGUGGCCGAGCCCUGGACCCAACUUCCAGGCUUGGUACGUCACGGCAAACGCGACCUCCGAGUACAUUACAACCCGGAUGUCGAUGGCCCGUCAGAGCGACGCUUGGAUUUCCGAGUGGAACCUCGUGCGGUUGUCCCCGAAUGCUGUCGACGAUGACCUGUUCGCCCUGAGUGUCGACUUCGACACGCUGUCCGCGGUCGAGUGCGUUGCGCUCCUGCAGACACUGUUCUUCGAGGCCGGUUUCAGGUUUCGCAACCUAAUUCCAGGAUGGUCUCAGCCUCGGACGUCCAGAUUGAACCCGGAAGUGGUGUUGAGAGUCGCUCAGGACCUUCAACACUUGCUCGCUCUGGAAAUCCUGAAUUAG